CUUCACACUCGUACCAGUGAGAGGGAUCCUCUUGUGGUGUUUUGGUCCAGUCGAGCCCACUCACAAAAAUGACAGCAAGGAAGUCUGGCUCGCGACUGGAAACCGAGAUAGAGCGGUGCCGUUCAGAGAGUCAAUGGGACAAGAUACCGGAGUUAGUACGACAGCUCUCCGCCAAACUAAUAUCAAACGAUGACCUAGGGGAGCUGUUGCUGGGGGAAUGCAAGCUUCAGACAUAUCUGAAGGAGAACCCCAUCAAACAGGGCGCCAGUCCCAGGGGCCCACGACCUAAACUAGUGGAGGUCAGGAAACACCUCACUGCUGCUCUGGACAGAGGAAACCUCAAGGCUGAUUACCUCCAGGAAGCCAGCCUGCUGAUGGCCAAACUGUGCUAUGUGGAGGGAGAAUACAGAGACGCUUUAGGUCACUACAGCAGGGUGAGCCUGGAAGACAUGCAGCUGGGGGGAGCUCCUGUGUACAGGCUGUCAAUGAUAGCAGAGGCGUACGCUACUAAAGGACUGUGCCUGGAGAAGGUCCCAGCUGCCUCUCCGGCUCUAUCCAAUAAGAACACUGGGUCUCCAUCGUCCAAUAGGAGCAUAACAGAUCGGGAACAGGAAAUCAUCACCUGCUAUGAAAAAUCUGGAGACAUUGCUCUGCUCUACCUGCAGGAGGCUGAGAAGGCGUUGUCAGCGGGAAUUCAGAACCGCAGCCCAAAGCCCGGCCCGACUGCCCAGGACCUGGAACUGGGCUACUUCCUGGAGACAGGCCUGCAGAGAGCCCACGUCAUCCACUUUAAGAACGGCAACCUGACACGAGGCGUGGGCCGGUUUCGGGAGAUUCUUCGGGCUGUUGAGAACAGAACCACCCAGAGCCUGCGUAUGACCAUAGCCAGGCAGCUUGCAGAGAUCUUGCUCAGAGGAAUGUGCGAACAGAGUUACUGGUCUCCUCUGGAAGACCCGCCCACCGUGUCGCCAUUGGACGAUCCCACACGGCAGGGACACACUCUCAGCAAGAACUACAGCCUCAGCCGACGCCCACGAGUGUACUCGGGAGAGAAUCUGUUUUGCCCUCAGGAGAACACAGAAGAAGCUUUGCUGCUGCUGCUCAUCAGUGAGUCCAUGGCUAACCGGGACGCUGUCCUGAGCAGAAUUCCAGAACACAACAAUGAUCGUAUCAUCAGCCUGCAGUCUGCCUCUGUGGUGUACGACCUGCUGACUAUAGCUCUGGGCAGGAGAGGGCAGUAUGAGAUGUUGUCAGAGUGUUUGGAGAGAGCCAUGAAGUUUGCCUUUGAGGAGUUCCACUUGUGGUACCAGCUCGCCCUGUCGCUAAUGGCAGCCGGUAAAUCAGCUCGUGCUGUUAAGGUCCUUAAGGAGUGCAUUCGUCUGAAGCCUGACGACCCCACCAUCCCACUGCUGGCUGUCAAGCUGUGUAUCGGACCCCUGCACUGGUUGGAUGAGGGGGAGUGCUUUGCAAACAUGGUGAUUGACAUGGGGGAGAAAGCAGCUGAGUUCAGAGCCAAAGGCUUCCUGGCCAUCGGGCUGGUUUACAGCCUCAAAGCCACUGAUGCAUCACUGAGAAGCACACAGGAGGAGUACCAGAGGAAAGCUUUGGGAGCCUUCCAGAGAGCGCAGAGUCUGUCUCCUACUGACCAUCUCGCAGCCUUCUACUUGGCACUGCAGCUCGCUGUGUCCCGACAGAUCCCAGAAGCACUAGGCUAUGUACGACAGGCGCUGCAGCUUCAAGGGGAUGACGUCCACUCCCUUCAUCUGCUGGCCCUGCUGCUCUCUGCUCAGAAACACUACCACGACGCUCUCAAUAUUAUCGAGAUGGCUCUGUCCGAGUACCCUGAGAACUUCAAUCUGCUGUAUACCAAGGUGAAGUUGGAGUCGAUGUGUAGAGGGCCGGAGGAGGCGCUGCUCUCCUGUAAACACAUGCUGCAGAUCUGGAAGAGCUUUUACAACCUUACCAAUCCCAGUGACUCCGGGCGUGGCAGCAGUCUGCUGGACAGAGCCAUAGCAGACAGACGACAGCUCAACGCCAUGACUCUGCCUGACUUCAGUGACCCAGAGACAGUCUCAGGUUCUUCCUCUUCCUACUCUGGUUCUGAACCGGUCUCCCCCACUUCCCCUUCCACCAUUUCCACACUCUCCUCCCCACUGUCCUCCCCAUCUUCCCCUUUAUUCAUCCUCCAGCCUCCUCCUCUCCCUCCAACCAAAAACCCAACCUUCCUCCCUCCUGGCCCUCCUCAUCCUCCUCUUCCUCAUCCUGCGCCCACCAGGACCAGGUCUCACACCUUUUGCAACCACAUCACUCUCCGCCAGCUGUCCAAUUGCGGCCUUCAGGACGCUAACAUUCUUGGUUUUUCCUCCAUGUUUUCUGUUUGCUCGGUUCAUGCUACAUCUAUAGCAGCCAGUCGUGUAGAGCAGGCUCUGUCUGAGGUCGCCUCCUCUCUGCAGAGCAGCGCCCCCAAACACGGACCCCUGCAUCCCUGGAUGACCCUGGCUCAGAUCUGGCUGCAUGCAGCUGAGGUGUACACCGGCAUGUCGAAGCCCGCCGAGGCGUCGGCCUGCACGCAGGAAGCCUCCAACCUCUUCCCCACAUCCCAUAAUGUGCUGUACAUGAGGGGGCAGAUCGCUGAGCUGAGAGGCAACAUAGAGGAGGCCAAACGCUGGUAUGAAGAGGCACUGUCCAUCAACCCGACGCAUGUCAAGACCAUGCAGAGACUGGGUCUGAUUCUUCACCAGCUGCAGCGCUACAGUCUGUCGGAAAAAGUCCUGAGGGACGCUGUGCAGGUUAACAGUACGGCUCAUGACGUGUGGAACAGCCUGGGCGAGGUGUUGCAGGCUCAGGGAAAUGCUGCCGCUGCCACCGAGUGUUUCCUCACCGCCUUGGAGCUGGAGGCCAGCAGCCCCAUUCUGCCCUUCACCAUCAUCCCCCGAGCACUAUGAGACACACACCUUCACAGUUCCAGCCUCAGUACUGUAACACAAAGGCACAAAUGAUGGACCUGCAAGCUGCACACACACACACAGCAUGUUUGCAUGCCACUCACACACACCUGCAUAAGGUUUUACCUCUGUACCCUGACUGUAAAUACACACACACACACACUGUAUACAAAUGGUACAUAUAAAUAUACAUAUAUGCUACCCGUUGUCCACCCAUCCUUCCCACAAUGCCUUGCUGUGGCUGUGACCCCUGACUGUGUGUGUGUGUGUGUGUGUGUGUGUGUGUGUGUGUGUGUGUGUGUGUGUGUGUGUGUGUGUGUGUGUGUGUGUGUGUGUGUGUGUGUGUGUGUGUGUGUGUGUGUGUGGGCAUACAUUGCUUGUGUGUGUGUAUGCGUCAAUCUGCACUUUUUGUGUGUCUGUGCAUGUCUGUAAUGUGUGCAAACAUGUUGCAUAUUAGUGUCUAGCUGUAUGUGAUUUGUAGAAUAGUGUGUGUGUGUGUGCGUAGUCCUGUUCAAAGACGUAAAUAAAAUCCGAUCUGAGUUCCUACUCCGCUAGCAUUCAGAAGCCGAAGAGUUUACAUUUUGUUUACAUGUUAUUUGGUCUGUUAAUGUUUUUUUUUUCUUAUAAGCCAAAUGUUACUGAAAAUCAACACACACACACACACACACACACACACACACACACACACACGUCCCUUGCUGUUCAUACGGAGAGGUUCAUGGUUACUGUAUGGCUGACUCGGAGCAACAAUCAGUAAAGUCUAAAUGCUAAAACACAGGCUGCUUUUACACACGAGGUGAUCAGAUUUGAAACUGCUGAUGUCCAAAAGGACGGCUGUCACUUCUUUUUAUUCUACAUGUUUAAGCACAUUUUACGUUGUGUACAGUAGGGCUGCGACUGAGGAUUCAUUUCAUUAUUGAUUAAUCUGCCCAUCAUUUUCUAGAUUAAUCAAUUAACUGUUGGUCUAUAAAAUGUCAAAGAAUAGUGAGAAAUGUCCAUCACAG
Cottoperca gobio is the source of this 3949-nucleotide messenger RNA. RefSeq names its product tetratricopeptide repeat domain 7B (gene ttc7b). Gene Ontology annotation, biological process: protein localization to plasma membrane; phosphatidylinositol phosphate biosynthetic process. The coding region runs from base 69 to 2945 and encodes 958 amino acids. Lineage: Eukaryota; Metazoa; Chordata; Actinopteri; Perciformes; Bovichtidae. Gene Ontology annotation, molecular function: protein binding. Gene Ontology annotation, cellular component: plasma membrane. The transcript has 23 exons. The record is from RefSeq and is a predicted model, not a curated record.